GCAGACAGUCUGAAAAAAAUGUGUUCGUUUACAUAGUUUUUAACACCAGUGAGAUGCGGUUAUAGUAUUUUGCAAAAAGCUCUUGCUAGAGCAACUACAGUGGAGAUAACAAGAUAUCACAAAAGGCGCAGAAACUAUGCCUUUAUUUGGACGGAAAUCAACUAAAUCCAAGGGAGAUAAAGCUACUACAGCUAAAAUGCCAAACAAACCAUCUCCUGUACAGGGUGCUAAAGAGAUAACUGGUACGGCAUCUAAAGCUUACCAGCUACAGCGUAGUCCAACAUCACCAAAUGGAGACAUAGGAAUUCCUGAUAACCCUCUUAAAGAACCUAGUGGUUCUGUGCCAAAGCCUAUGUUACUUAGGUCUGCCAGCCACAUAGAUAACACAGGGGGAGAUCUAGGGUUUAGCUCUCAAAAUACAGAUCCUAUAGUCACUUCUUCCCGUCUGUCGAAGACCAUUCAUGAGGUGCUACAUGACAAAGAUGCCUUGGCUUACUUCAUUCAGUUCAUGGAUUCAAAACAUGCAGUUCAUCUCAUCAAAUUUUGGUUAGAUGCUGAGAGUUUCCAGGCAUCUUCAUAUAGCCGAAUUAGAACUCACUCUUUGCAGACACUGAGAAAGAAUUCCACACUGGAACGGUCCAAACAACCACCAGCUGGUUCUGGUGAACAUGUGCAAUCAGAGGAUGAUAGCAAUAAGAAACCACAGCACAAAGCACAGGACACUGAUUGUGCUAACAGUGAAAGGCAAAAGUCGGAUACGGAUUAUGCCAAAUCCGGAAAUGAUGUGCAAACAGUAAGUGAUACUGUAACAGGACAUAAUUCUAACAGUGAUGAAAACAAAGACUGCAAAGAUGCAAAAGAUAGACUUGGUCAUGGUGCUCAGGGGGAACAUAUUCAGCAGAAACCUAGUCCAGGAAGGAUAACUUCGAAGGAUAAUCUGGGAGACAAACUCAGGAAAAGUAUAGAAAAAGAUGCAGUCUGCAUAUAUUCCAAAUACUUGUCUCAUGAUGCUCCACAUCCUGUACCAAUAACUGAGGAGCUUAGAAAUGAGGCCAUUAGCAAAAUUUGUAGAGAAGAUGGACAUGUAGACCCUCUUUGCUUUAUUCAGUGCCAAGAAGUAAUACUAGGGAUCAUGGAAACAGAGUAUUUUCCAGAAUUCCUCAGAAGUGAAUUUCACUGUAAACACCAGAUAGAUGUUUUAACAAGUGGAGAUGUGUACUUGGCAGAUAUUUUGUACAAUGACACUGCUAUGUUUUACUUUAUGGAGUAUAUGGAACAAGAAGGUGCCAUGGAUUUGCUGCAGUUGUAUCUGGCUCUGGAUAACUUUCAGCAACACCUAGCAUCCCAGCAUGGGCAGUAUGAUGGGCAGGAAGCACAAGCAGAUGCCAUGGUGCUAUAUGACAAAUACUUUUCCUUGCAAGCUACUUGUCAAGUUGGGUUUGAUGAUAAAGUGCGGUUUGAAGUUGAAUCCAAUAUAUGCAGGGAAGGUGGUCCUUUGCCUGAUUGUUUUGCUUGGCCAAAAGGCAUAGUCUUUCUAUCACUAGAAAAGAACUAUUUCCCACAAUUUCACAAGAGUGAAUUGUACUACAAAUACUUAUCUGAGUUAAUCAGUACAAUCCAAGCUAACCAUGAUCAAGUCCCGCAAACUCGUAAGAAACGCACUGGAAGUGAUGCUAGUUCAGACACUCACAGCAUUGGUAGCCAUAGCACAGGAGGGGAUGUGAACACAAAGAACACACUUCUUGCCACAGGGUCCCAGCAACAGAAAGCAUUUAACAAAUUCACUGAUGAUAUACAGAUAGAUUUUAAUACACUGAACCCUGAUGUACCCUUAUGGACAAGGACAAAUGCCAAUACUAUGUCUCUUGGGAAAGUGGAUGAAUUUGGGCAGUUUGUCUCAGAAUUUGAACCAGAACCUGACCAUGACAAAAAGAAAGAGUCAAGAUGGAGAAAGAAGAGGAAAGAAAAAGACAAGGCUCAGGAAGACAUGGCAUGGCAGAUUGCUCAAAUGAUUGUUAGAGACGUUACUGAUCAGAAUAAAGAAUCCACUCCAGAAAAUCAGAAAUCAGGGAAUAUUAACUGAACCACAGGUAAUAAAUGACUUGCCUUUGAGUUAUACAUUGGAUCCAUAUGCAAAGAAGUAACACCAAUGAUGCAACAUGAAUAAAACCCACCAGAAGUUCAGAGAGGAAAGACCUGAGAACUUUAAAUAGCAUCUUUCUUUGGCCUUGAACUAAAAAUUCCUCCUCUGGACAUUUUAAAACUAGCAAUCAAUUUCACAUGAUAUCCGAUUUAAAAUGUUUUGUAUAUUUAUCACGGUAUAUGUAUAUGAAAUUCCAGCCAUAAUACACAAGUGUCUAGUUCAGGUCUAAAGAUUAACUCACUUUUUAGGUUAUUUUAUUAUUGAUAGAUCUCUAGUUUGUUAAUUAGCAGACAAAGACUGAAGAUCUAAAAGUAAUUGUUUUGAUUUGCAAUUGUAGUUCAAGUGGAAAUAUUUUUGUAUUAAGUUUGAUAACUUGUGAUUGUACUGAUUGUUCAGUCUUGUUGUCUGUUUUCAUUACUUGGAAGACAAGUAACCAACAUCAAACACCAUCCAAAACAACUUGAAUUAAUAUUACGCAUAUCUGUUAAUUUUGUUGUCUCUUCCACUCUCUUAAAGUGUAUAGGCAACUUAACAAACAUUUAUUUUUCUUUUACGUAAGAUUUUGCCAUACAUCGUAUGAGUAUGUCAUGAUUAUAAUCAAUACAGGACUUCAUAAAAUUUAGAAAUUGGCAUUACAGUUAAUGUUUUUUCCCUGCAUUUUUUCAUUACUAUUAUGAGUUAUAAGCCUGUUUGAAUUUAAAAAAAAAUCGUAGUUGAACAUUCAAUUUUCAGGACAAAAAGUAGCUAUUUGUUAAACAGCUUCUAUAAUAUAAUGAUUGUUAUUGUUAAGACAGUGUUUUGUCAUUUGUGAAAGGUACAUUUAAAAAGUAACUGUGAUUACUUGAUGUGUAAUACACGUCAUAAGAUGACAAGAAGAGUGAAUGAGAUUAUUGCUUGUACCAUGUGCUAAUGUUGAUAUUUAAUUAAAACUGAAUGAUUAUAAGAAUAUG
Lingula anatina is the source of this 3093-nucleotide messenger RNA. Its product is annotated as A-kinase anchor protein 10, mitochondrial. Gene Ontology annotation, cellular component: plasma membrane; mitochondrion. Gene Ontology annotation, biological process: intracellular protein localization. The record is from RefSeq and is a predicted model, not a curated record. NCBI's taxonomy places the organism in Eukaryota, Metazoa, Brachiopoda, Lingulata, Lingulida, Lingulidae.